UGUUGAAAUUGGUUAUUAUUGAUAACAUGGCAGAAAUUAUGCUAUUCUCAUCAGAUCUCUUGCUUUUCUCCACAGAUAUCCUUUGCUUUAAUUUUCCUUCUAAGAUGAUCAAACUUCCUGGUUUUAUUACCAUACAAAUCUUCUUUUAUCCACAAGCCAGCUUUGGAAUUUCAGCAAACACCAUCCUUCUUCUUUUCCACAUCUUCAUCUUUGUUUUCAGUCACAGGUCUAAGUCCAUUGACAUGAUAAUUAGUCACCUGUCCCUCAUUCACAUACUGUUGCUCUUCACCCAAGCAAUAUUGGUGUCCUCAGACUUCUUUGGUUCACAGAAUAUUCAGAAUGAUCUUAGGUGUAAGGUAAUUGUCUUUUUAAACAAGGUGAUGAGGGGCCUCUCCAUCUGCACCCCCUGCCUCCUGAGUGUGCUCCAGGCUAUCAUCAGCCCCAGCAUCUCCUCCUUGGCAAAGCUCAGACAUCCUUCUGCAAGUCACAUCUUAGGAUUCUUCCUCUUCUCAUGGAUCCUCAACAUGUUCAUUGGUAGUAAUCUUCUGCUGUACACCGUGGCUACCGCCAGUGAAAUGGGGCCAGUCUUCUGUUUGUCAUGCUGCACUGUUCCUUUUUGCCCAUGAGCUACACCUACAGGAGACUGUUUUUCACACUAAUGACUUUGAGGGAUGUCACCUUUAUAGGGUUCAUGGUCCUCUCAAAAGGCUACAUGGUGAUUAUUUUAUACAGACAUAAGAGGCUAUCUCAGUGCCUUCACACAGCCAGCCUGUCCCCCAGAGUCUCACCAGUGAAAAGAGCCUCCCAGACUAUCUUAGUGCUGGUGAGUUGUUUUGUCUUCAUAUAUUGGGUGGACUUUAUGUUCUCAUUUUCAAAGGGUGUGACACGGAUAAAUGAUUCUCUGCUAGUGUGGUUCCAGGUUAUUGUGGCCAAUAGCUAUGCCACAAUUAGUCCUUUGAUGCUAAUUUAUGCUGAUAAGCAAAUAUUCAAGACUCUGCAAAUGUUAUGGUUUAAAUAUUUGUCUCCUCCAAAACUCAUGUUGAAAUUUAAUCGCCAAUGUGGCAGUACUAAGAAGUGA
Messenger RNA from Pongo pygmaeus (Bornean orangutan), 1078 nucleotides. RefSeq names its product vomeronasal type-1 receptor 5-like. The transcript has a single exon. NCBI's taxonomy places the organism in Eukaryota, Metazoa, Chordata, Mammalia, Primates, Hominidae. The record is from RefSeq and is a predicted model, not a curated record. Gene Ontology annotation, cellular component: membrane. The coding region runs from base 27 to 626 and encodes 199 amino acids. Gene Ontology annotation, biological process: G protein-coupled receptor signaling pathway. Gene Ontology annotation, molecular function: pheromone receptor activity.